This is a messenger RNA of Lontra canadensis (Northern American river otter), 4826 nucleotides long. It is a transcript of the gene APPL1, whose product is annotated as adaptor protein, phosphotyrosine interacting with PH domain and leucine zipper 1. NCBI's taxonomy places the organism in Eukaryota, Metazoa, Chordata, Mammalia, Carnivora, Mustelidae. The transcript has 22 exons. Gene Ontology annotation, biological process: signaling. Gene Ontology annotation, molecular function: identical protein binding. Gene Ontology annotation, cellular component: cytoplasm; endosome membrane. The record is from RefSeq and is a predicted model, not a curated record. The coding region runs from base 93 to 2219 and encodes 708 amino acids.
CGGGUCGCGGUCAGCUGCUGCAAGCGGACGGGCGGGUGCGGCGAGCUGUGGGCGGCUGCCGUGUCUCCGGCCGCCGCCCUCCCUCCGCCACGAUGCCGGGAAUCGACAAGCUGCCCAUCGAGGAGACGCUGGAGGACAGUCCGCAGACAAGGUCUUUACUGGGUGUAUUUGAAGAAGAUGCUACAGCUAUUUCCAACUAUAUGAACCAGUUGUAUCAAGCUAUGCUGAGGAUUUAUGAUGCACAGAAUGAAUUAAGUGCAGCAACACACCUGACUUCAAAGCUUUUAAAAGAAUAUGAAAAACAGCGUUUUCCUUUGGGGGGUGAUGAUGAAGUUAUGAGCUCUACUUUGCAACAGUUUUCAAAAGUUAUAGAUGAGCUUAGCUCUUGUCAUGCAGUACUUUCAACACAGCUUGCUGAUGCCAUGAUGUUUCCCAUUACCCAGUUUAAAGAAAGAGAUCUAAAAGAAAUACUGACGUUAAAGGAAGUGUUUCAGAUUGCUAGUAAUGAUCAUGAUGCUGCAAUUAACAGAUAUAGCCGGUUGUCAAAAAAAAGAGAAAAUGACAAGGUAAAGUAUGAAGUAACAGAAGAUGUGUACACUUCGAGAAAAAAACAACACCAGACCAUGAUGCAUUAUUUUUGUGCAUUAAAUACUCUUCAAUACAAAAAGAAAAUAGCACUGUUAGAACCUCUACUUGGGUACAUGCAAGCUCAGAUAAGUUUCUUUAAGAUGGGUUCUGAAAAUCUCAAUGAACAGCUGGAAGAAUUCUUGACUAAUAUUGGAACAAGUGUACAGAACGUUCGUAGGGAAAUGGACAAUGAUGUCGAGACCAUGCAGCAGACAAUAGAAGAUUUGGAAGUAGCCAGUGACCCCUUAUAUGUGCCUGACCCAGAUCCCAUGAAAUUUCCUGUUAAUCGAAACUUAACCCGGAAGGCUGGAUACCUUAAUGCUAGGAAUAAAACAGGCUUGGUGUCAUCUACCUGGGACAGACAGUUUUACUUCACGCAGGGUGGAAACUUAAUGAGUCAGGCGCGUGGGGAUGUGGCCGGUGGCCUGGCCAUGGACAUUGACAACUGCUCAGUAAUGGCUGUGGACUGUGAAGACAGGCGGUACUGUUUUCAGAUCACUUCCUUUGAUGGAAAAAAAUCUUCAAUUUUGCAAGCAGAAAGUAAAAAAGACCAUGAGGAGUGGAUCUGUACUAUAAAUAACAUAUCCAAGCAAAUAUAUUUAAGUGAAAACCCAGAGGAAAUUGCAGCACGAGUAAAUCAGUCAGCUUUGGAAGCUGUCACUCCUUCCCCAUCUUUCCAGCAGAGGCACGAGAGUCUGCGGCCGUCAGCACAAUCUCGGCCACUGACAGCUCGAACGAGCAGCUUGGGAUCCUUAGGAUCUGAGUCCACAAAUCUGGCUGCCCUUUCUCUAGAUUCUCUCGUUGCUCCAGAUACUCCAAUACAGUUUGACAUCAUUUCUCCCGUGUGUGAAGAUCAGCCUGGCCAAGCAAAAGCCUUUGGCCAAGGAGGCAGGCGCACAAAUCCAUUUGGAGAAUCUGGAGGAGGUACAAAAUCUGAAACUGAAGAUUCUAUUCUUCAUCAGUUAUUUAUUGUCCGAUUCCUUGGUUCUAUGGAGGUGAAAUCAGAUGACAAUCCAGAUGUUGUUUAUGAAACAAUGCGGCAAAUCUUAGCUGCCCGGGCCAUCCAUAACAUCUUUCGUAUGACAGAAUCACAUUUAUUGGUCACUUGUGAUUGUUUAAAGUUAAUUGAUCCACAGACACAAGUUACAAGGCUCACAUUUCCAUUACCCAGUGUAGUUUUGUACGCUACACACCAGGAAAAUAAGAGGCUUUUUGGAUUUGUUCUUCGGACAUCUGGAGGGAGAAGUGAAAGUAAUCUGUCAUCAGUCUGCUAUAUAUUUGAAUCAAACAACGAGGGGGAAAAGAUUUGUGAUUCUGUUGGUCUGGCAAAACAGAUAGCUUUGCAUGCAGAACUGGAUCGUCGGGCAUCAGAAAAACAAAAAGAAAUAGAGAGGGUAAAAGAGAAACAACAGAAAGAACUCAGUAAACAAAAACAAAUUGAAAAGGACUUAGAAGAACAAAGUCGGUUGAUAGCUGCUUCCAGUAGACCAAACCAAGCCAGUAGUGAGGGGCAGUUUGUUGUCCUUAGCAGUAGCCAGUCAGAAGAGAGUGAUUUGGGAGAAGAAGGAAAGAAAAGAGAGUCAGAAGCAUGAACUUAUCCUUGGUUUUUGGUUGGUAUUUCCCCCCUUGGAAUUUAUUGAGUUUCUGUGGUGAAAUGGCACAAGGUAACAACUAUGUUGAAAUAUCAAGGAGACUAUAUUGUUUUAACUUCAUUUUUUAAAAUAAGAUUGACCUUGGUCACUUAGGUUUGCAUUGAUUUUUCUUUUCCUUAAAAAUAUACUAUGCAGUAACAUCAAAUUCCAUGCGUCAAAGAGAAACCUAUUCAUCUCCUUGAAGUAGAUUGCUGAGGAAUUACACUUGCUCAGGCCUUUUUUCCUUCAAAUUGUGAACUUCUUGUCUUGCAUUGUAAUUGGCUCUGACCAUAAGAAACCUUUUAUUCUUCAGCUUCAGGUAUUCAUGGAUAUGCUCCCUCUUCUCAUUAGGAACAUUUUUGCUGGCAGUGAGGAAGCUUUUGACUGAAUCAGUUCAAAACCCUUUAUACAGAGCAUUCUACAAGUUUGCAGAUAUUUUAAUUAUUAAAUGUGCAAUAGAACUUUUAUAUAAAAUAAUUAGAAAAAAGAUUUUAGACUUAAGGUUUCAAAUUGGGGCAGGUGGUACUGUGAUUUCAGGGCACUUUCUUGGAUUGCUCACAUUUCUGAUGUAUUACAGCUGAUGCCAGUGGGAAAGAAGCUUAAGUGUCUUCAGUUCAAGGUUGAUACAGCCCGUGGCAUUUAAUCGUCACCUUCUUAGUUCUCAGGUUGGGACUUGAAUUAUUGCUGCAGAGCAGUAAUGGUUAAAAUAAGAUUUUGGAAUUUAUUAAAAGGGAUUUUUUUUGUUCAAGUACAUUUUAGAUUAGGACUUAACAUGUAAAGAUACUGUUACAGGAUAACACAUCGUAUUUUCUGCAUUGUGUGAAAUAAUUUUUAUUGAAAAUCAAGUGACAUUUCAAAAGAAAUUCUAUAACAGUUGUUUCCUGCUUAAAGUAAAAAUGCCCAGAGUUUAGUUUAGAAAAUGUAAUCUUUUAAAUUUCAGACUGAUAUGCACAGUAUUUUCAUAAUUCCAUGUUUUGAUAAAAUACUGAUCACCACUUUAUAUCCACAAAGGCAAAUAACUAAUAUAUGAGAAUAGAAUAAUUUGCACUAAUUAUUGUAAAUACUUGUACUCUCAAAUGAGUAAAAGGUCUAAUUCCAUGAAAGAUUGAAAGGAAAUUGAAUGUUUGGUUUAAGAGUGACCAAGGAAGGAUCAUUUCCCUACUGCCAUGACAAAGCUUGAUUUUUUUUAACAUUGCUGAUAGAAUUAUGUUUGUUUCACAUAUAAAACUAUGUAGAAGCAAAUACACUGAAUAAAAUACAUAGUCCUACAUCUAAAAUUUUCAGAGAUUAUCCAUUUCAAGACUAAUUAUACAAGGGAAAAGCCCUUUGUUCUUUGAUACAGUCUUUUCUUAGGUCUGAAUUAGAGACAGCGUCUGUUUUAGCUCUCACAAUACUGUGUGGCUCUUUGACACUGUACAUACAGUUUUCUGUGGAAGGGGAAAAUUAGGAUAAUGAUAUUCUUUGUAUCCAUGUGCCAAACAGGAAUAAUGAUUACUUGAUAAUUGUUAUUUUGAAGCCUUAUGUUACCAAAACAUACAGUAACAAAGUAGAAAUUUAUGGAAUACUUUUUAAAGAAAGUUGAUUUUGUGCUUUCUAGAGGGAAUGCUUUCACAAGAGUUGGUGUGUCGUUCCUUUGGUAGAAGUUGAAAUUUCUGUGGUCGCUUGAUAGUCAUGGUAUAUCCUGCUUUUAAGACCUUUUUGAGAAUUAAUAAGCUCUCUGUUUCAUAAAGUCUCUUGUUUAUGCUAUGAAGUUGUCACCUCACUUAGUUCAGAUGAAACUUGUCACCCUUCAAUGAAGGGUGGACAGCUUUAGGUGGCAGUUUUUCUAGGCUGGUGCUGUGCCUGGGAGCCAGGUGCUGCCCUUUGUUAGUACUAGGGGUCAGAAUGAAGGCUGGAGUUAAAGACAGCAGCAGACUUAGGGAUGCUGGACAGACAGACCUGUAGUUCCUUUUAAGUCAUGUUUUGAUAGGAAUUUCUACAAUAACACACCCAUUUCCACAGAUCAGACCAAAGAACAUUCCAACACCAAAUAGAAGUUGUGUGUGGAAUUAACAAUUUUAGAUAUUUCAAUUUUUGGUCCAUUGCUAUAGAACUAUACAAACUAUUCCAUACUGCAGAUAUUUAAGCAUCAACUUAAAAAAACUCACCUUUUUGUUUGAAGAAGGCUGCCCAUGGGUUUCUGCAUGUUAAAGCUGAUCUUGGUUUGUUACCCUUUGAUAUCCCUUCUGGCUCUUGGAUGCUUUGGUGGUAAUGGAAUUAGAAUUUGGGAUUGCCUUCUCAGAUUCAAACUUACACUUGAUGGUUUUAGAAGUUAACAAAAUUGAUUCUUUAAAAGAAAGUCUACCUAAUUCAACUAUGCACUCUGCUACUUAUAGGAAAACUACUUUUGUAACAAUGGUAAUGAAUAGAUAGGAAAUAAAUUACUGCUACUCCCUUUAAAAUUUUUAAAACUUGCCAACAAGGGACUGAACAGAGUCCCCAAAACCAGUCUAGUUUUUGUCAUUUCUACAAUGAUUAGUUUAAUUUCCAAAGAAUUCUCAGGCUCUAGGCAUGGUAAAACUGUUACUG